This is a messenger RNA of Spirodela intermedia, 14076 nucleotides long. The record is from the annotation of a GenBank genome assembly. Lineage: Eukaryota; Viridiplantae; Streptophyta; Magnoliopsida; Alismatales; Araceae.
AUGCCGAUCUACAGAAUUAGAGGGAUCGAUGUGGAUUUCCCCUUCGAAGCAUACGACUGUCAGAUUGUCUACAUGGAGAGGGUCAUUCAGUCCUUGCAGGAGGUGCGCUCUCCACGUCCGUUCUAGUUCUCUGAAGAUUUUUAUCUUCACUUGUUUGAAAUCGUCGCCCGUGGCCUGCCGCUGUUGAAUCGGUGGCAACAGGAUGAUUGGUGACGACAGAACAAGCUGCUUCAUCCUCUCAACGCGGCUCAUUGCCUUCUUGAGAGCUCCAUUUGUACCCACGAUUCAGUUUCUUAAGGUUUUUUCUCUGUUCCAGAGCCGCAAUGCGUUGUUGGAGAGUCCAACCGGGACGGGGAAGACUUUGUGUCUGCUUUGUGCGACGUUGGCUUGGAGGAAGAGUCUGGGGCCUUUCUCGAGCGAGUUUCAGAAGGAGAAACUCAGCCAGAGCUCUGAUGAUGCGUCUCUAUCGCAACGUCGAUCAAGUUAUCCUACCAUCAUAUAUACUUCGCGAACCCACAGCCAGCUGAAGCAAGUCAUUCGAGAAUUGAAAGCGAGUAACUACAGGUUAUUUCCCUCUUUCAUUUCAGCUGAUCACUAAUGCAACUACAUAGCUUUUUUCUUUCGUCAUAUGUACCGCCGACUUCUCAUUAUCUAUAAAGUCAAUGCAUACUAGUCAUUUGGUUAAAUAUGCAAACUCCACGUCAUGGUGUCCGAAUCCAUUUGAGCUACCUGCUAGUCGUUGCGCACCAACGCACAGAUGUAUUUAUUCUCAUCUUUCAAAUGGGGGUUUCAGAAGUAGUGCUUCUGGAUCUCUGAGUGGUUCAGAAGUAUUACAAGAAGUCAGCCACUUUAUCUCGAGGCAGAUGUGAAUCAUAACAACGCCCCUGUUUCUUUUUCUACUUGGGUGAAGAAAUACACUUAAGAUUACUAAUUCGAUUGUGACUGAGCAUUUGGAUCAAUUAGGUGGCCGUGCUACCUUAUACUUUUAGUCUAAGAACAUUGAUAAUCAUUUUUCUAAACCUAAACUAAUAAUGCAUUUCUGUUCGGCUCUCUUCUCCCCCUUCGUGGUAAACAAUGAUGUGAACCAGGUAGAAAGUUUGCAACUAGGGAAAAGAUGGAGAAGCAACAGGAUUCUCUUACAAGUAAGUUGUGUGGAACGUAAGCUGGGAUAAUAGCUCCUUUCAAAUGGUCUGAAAUAUAUCACUAUUGAAGUUACCUUUUUUUUUUCAAAUGCUCUGUAAAUACAAGUUUUUUUUUAAAUGCACAGGUUUAUUUCACGUUUAUCUUUAGAAGUAUUAUUUUGGAUAUGUAAAUGACUGGCGUUGUAAAUGCACAGGUCUGAAAUCCAUAUGCUGUAUGGAAGCAUUUUUCAGUCUAUCUUGUACAACGCCUUGGCCUGGAUUUUGGGCGCUCAUUUCUUUGUGAUUUUUUUUUAUCACCGAGCUGUACAUCCAUGAAACUUAUACAUGUUGACUUUAUCUGAUAUUGGUAGAAGCGUUGUGAACUGUGGACCGAAAAUUUUCAAGAUAAUUAGAAUCGAAUUAUUUUGUACUGCAGAAUUUGAUAUUCUUUUUUAUACUGUAAAAAUAUUGCAGGCCCAAAAUGGGGAUACUGGGUUCUCGUGAGCAGAUGUGCAUUCAUGACAAAGUGAGAACGCUUCAAGGAAGUGCCCAAAAUAAUGCUUGCUAUUACCUCCGUAAAAAGCGUUCAUGCAGGCAUCACUGUCUUGCUUCCGGUGUGUCCUCCUGCCUAUGGAAUUGUAUUUCAUCAUCGGCUAGUCUUGGUCCAUCAGUUAUUUCUAUCUUUUUUCCCAUGCUGCGACAGUUUUUCCUCUCUUCUGUUCUCGGAUUGUGCAUAUGAAUAAAUAAUAAUCAGUUACGGUUCAGCUUCCAAAAGGGAAUCUUGCUUUAGAUAGAGUAUCCUAUGUUUGUCCUCGUUUCCUACAAGGACAAUGCUGAGUGGAUCCAAGACUGAUUGGGGAACAAUACUAUCAUCAAAGAGGGAGUGUAGAUUUUUUGGUUGAUUAUAUAUUUUCGUCCAUGGAACAUUGGCGGAUUCAGGAAAACCUUCCAUCUCUCGUGAAUGAAUUCCUGCCAAUAGUAGUCAGGUAGAGAAGUGGUGGUCAUCAAGUUAGAUUUCCUGAAAGCCUAUAACCACCUGCGUUGUCAACCAAUUUUUAUCAUUUUAGAGAGCAUAGAUAUUAGUCAGCGAUGAAAUGGUGUCUACUCAGAUGUAUAUCCUCCGGCCAUCCUUCCAUAAAGAACAAAAAAUAAAAAUUCACGGUAGAAACCUCUAUUUUAAGAUAGUACAUAUUAUUUAUAUCCAUUUAUAACGAUACUUUUGAUUCAUAAGAUGCAUGUGGAAGACUGAAAAUUAAAAAAAGAGCUCUAUAGCUGUAGGAUUCCCAUAUUUUAAUCCCAAUUUAGAUUUAUGGCUUACCCGAAACCUAGGACUUUGAACCUGGUUCUUGUCAGUAAGUAGGUCAUUGCACAGAGAGGUAAGUAAUGAGAUUGGGUUGUGAUUGGUGGUGACAAGGUGCGAUUGGAGCAGGGAGGUUUGGAAUAUCUCUGUUACGAUCUCUGACACAUCAAAUAUGUGCUCAUAUGCAAUUAUGAUGCAACUUUUCUACACUGCUUUUUAUGCUGAGCAACGUCUUCACGGCUUUCUUGAAUACCAGAACUUGAUAAUUGUAGUGAUAGUUUCUACAUUCAUUUCACUCCUGGGAUUUUGUUCCCUGGUGUCUUAUUCAGUGGUCCAAAUAAAGUAUUUAAUCAUCUAUGAAUUACUUGUUCUUUCGUACAGAUUUUAUGAAAAGCCGUCCUGAGCUUGGAAAUGAACCUUUCGACAUUGAAGAUUUGGUCAAUAUUGGAAAGACCGAGGGACCGUAUGUUUUUUUAAGUACUCUUGUUAUAAGUUCAUCAUCCGCCAGUCUUUAAGUUUCACAAUAUGUAUAUUUUUUCUGGUUCACAUUCACUUAUCAUGAAUUUCCUCUGCAGAUGUCCAUAUUAUAUGUCCCGUGAUCUUCACAAGACGGUUGACAUUCUAUUUUCUCCUUAUAACUAUUUAAUAGAUCCUGCUAGAAGGGAUUCUCUUACCGGUAUUCAAUGGGAUAAUGCUGUUCUUAUUUUUGAUGAAGCUCACAAUUUGGUAAGUACUCGAUGUAGCUUGUUACAUGGGUUAUUUCCAAUUAAUUAUUUGGUAGUCGGAGUCAAUACUGGCCCAAAUUUAAUCAUCGCCAAGGAUGGCAGAGGAUUGUCACUCUCUUCGGAUAUAAACUCGUUCUUUUUUUAAAUCUCAUUUGAUUGAUUAUGUCAUAACUACCUUAUGAUCUAAAAUGCAGGAAAGCAUAUGUGCUGAUGCGGCAUCUUUUGACUUGCCUUUGGGUUCUUUGUCUGCAUGCAUUUCUGAAGCAAAUCAAUGCGUUAGUAUCUCCAUUAAAAGGAGGACCAUUCAGAAAUCGGCUGAAAAGGAUCAUGAUCCAGACAACUAUGCUAUUCUCAAAGGUGGUUUUAUUUUUCAGCUUCCUAGAUUUCUCUCUUGUCCUGGUUAAGCGGUGAACCGGGUCAAUUUUUCUACUGGGAAUUGUUUGCUCCCACCCCUGAAAAAAUUAAUGGUACUGGUUGAUUGACUGACUAACCUGGCUAACCUGGCUCAUUGACGCCCAUAAUUGUUAUGGAACUAAUAAUGAGCAUCAGCAUCAGUGGGAGACACAGAAUAAAAUUAAACUUUUAUCAUCAGUUGGCUGCUCUUGCUAAUUGUGCGUUCUACAAGAUUUUGUAUAUGCAAUUUGAUUAGUUGAUUGAUUAUGCAUCAAUUUUCUUUCUCAAGUUCUUUGUUCAUGACCAUUGUGCUAUUCUCGCAGCUCUUUUAAUGAAACUUGAAAAACGAAUCUGUGAAGUGGUCAUCGACUCAAAAGAAUUAGGUUUCACUCGCCCUGGUCUGUACAUAUACGAGUUCCUUUCGGAACUGAACAUCACUUUUGAGACUGCCAAUAUGCUUACAAGUACAAUCGAAAGUGGUGUACAGCUUCUUGAAGAGAGUAAGUAGAAACUUGCGUUUGUUGCUGCUAUUUCUUUCUAUUUUGGUAAAAAGUGUGCUUUUUUGUCAGUGAGACAUUAUAUAAUGAUGCCUAUGUGUAUAAAAGUCGCAUUUAUCUUUUUGGUGUUGACUUAUAUUGUUGUUUGUAAUUUGCCAUCUACGAUUUUCUUUUUUUCUUAAAUAUUUUCUAUUCGCUCAUUAUGACGUAAUUUAUAAUCAAUACGAAUUGAUAUUUCGUUGAUAUCAUGCAAAGGGCACAUGAAUGGCCAUAUAAACAGGAUGAAGGGCACGAUCUGUAGACUUGAAAUUAUCAAGGACAUUCUGAAGAUUAUCUUCAGAGAUGGUGGUAAAAGUCAUGCAGAGUUUUACCGUGUAAGUAUGGAUAGACUUCAUCUCACUGUCAUUUCGUAACUUAAUAUUUUCUAAGGUUGAUUAUCACAUACCUCUAGUUUCUUAAUUAAAAAUUCUCUCCCAUAGUUUCACGUGCAGGAAUCUCAGCAAAAUGUCUCUGAUUCUAUGAAAGGUACUAAAAAAUCUCUCUUCUGCAAUUUCGGUUGUUCGUACAUUCUAUCUCAUAUAUCCUCCUUUUUUGUGAAGUACGGGGGUACCUUUGUUGAUUUCUAUGUUUUUAUUAGAGGUGUCAAUAGGCUCUGCUGGGGCUGGCGUUGUCGAGUUGAUCGAAGGCUUUAUACGUGUCCAAGAUCCGGCCUGGAGAAGGACCUGAGAAAUGAGCUCCAGCCUGGCAGUUGUCCUCAGGGAUACAAGAGGGGAGAGAGGUUUUUCACAGAGGGAGGUGGGCGUGAGGGGCUGUUAGAUAGGAGCAAUGGAGGUGCGGGUGCUGCUAAGGGGAUGUUUAUUUACAUCUGGGAAGGCGAGUUCUCAGGAGGAAGUGGGAAGUUGUGAGGGUUCUUGCUGGGGUAGGGGAAGAAAGAGGAGGGAAAGAGGGAGUCCAAGUGCCUGCAGCCAUAUUGCAAAGAACUGAGUUUCUAGGGUUAACGUUGCCGUGUUAAUGACCCCAGAAGUGAGUUUCCGUCUGUAGCCUGGUGCCCAUUGACUUGGCCAAGUUAAUGGCCGGAUGCCAUUAAGGUCCAUCACUUUGAAGUCUGGACUCACUCAGAUGGGCACCAGGCUGGGCUGGGCUUGUUUGAAUUUUUGGGCUUUACUGGUGGCUCAACAUGGACAUCACUUAUAUAUUUUCUAUUAGUUAUAAAUGUUCUCCUAGAUUGUAUAAAUCUCUAAAAAUAUGUUCUUUCACAUUUUGUGCACUCAACCUUCCUGAAUGUGAUGAAAAUUGAUUUGAAACAAUCAAGAGUUUAAUAUGCACUAUAUGAUGUGAAGUACCUAUUGAGAUAGUUAUUGCCAGGUAUUGCAGGAUAUAAUACCUUUCAGAGGUAAGUUUCAUGGAAAAAUCUUGGGAAUCAGAUUGCUGAGAAUGUUUGGCGGAGAGGGUGAGAGAGGGAGAGAGAGAGAGAUGUAACAUUGGUCUGUCAUGCGCUUGUCAGAGACUUUAUUACCCCUACACCUUCUCUUCUCUCCCAUAAUUGUCUUUGCCUUGCAGCUCUUUUCUAUUGAUUUCAUAAAGGUUUUUGCCCUACCAACGGAAGAAAUACUUCACCUGUGCAUGACUUGUGUAAAACUUGCUAUAUUGUCAAAGCAGCGGUUAUCCUCGCAAUACGUUGAGUUUAUUUAGGAACUUUUCCCCUGAAUGUUACUGGGCACAUUUUGGUUGAUAAUCCCCUUGUUAUUCUUACUUAUAGGAAAGUCCUCCAGGAUACUCAGCUGGUGGUGUUUCAAUCCUGGAAUUGCCAUGAAAGAAUUUGAGCGUCUUAAUGUGCGUUCUGUCAUAAUGACAUCUGGUACAUUGUCACCAUUAGAUUCAUUUGCCCUCGAAAUGAGCUUGUAGGUGGACGUUUUUUUAUUCUCUCUUCCUCCAAGUUCAGUUACUGGUUAUUUCUCCCUUUCCCUUCAUGUUUCAUGUCUUGCAUUCUCAUGCAGAGAAUUUCCAAUCAGGCUGGAGAACCCUCAUGUGGUAUCUCGCAGUCAAGUUUGGGUUGGAGUUGUUUCUCGUGGUCCAUCUGGUUUUUCCUUCAAUUCUUCCUAUCGCAAUCGGGAUUCCGUGGAUUACAAACAAGAACUCGGUAAUGCAAUUGGUAGGUGGAAGGCUCUGUGAACAAUUUUGAAUUGAUUUUAAGGCAUUUCUAAGGGGCUGACAGUCGUUGUCUCCAUGCUCUAUUUAUUUGGCAGUAAACUUCGCACGAAUCGUACCUGAUGGAUUACUUGUAUUUUUCCCCUCGUACUAUCUUAUGAACCAGUGCAUCGAAUGCUGGAGGAAUAUGGUAUGGUAACAUGUGAGAAAACCUUAUUGAAAUGUUUGUAGUCUUAUCUUGCUUAACUCAUAUUUGUGAUUACAGAAUCAUGCCAGCUCAACAGAUUUGAGCACAAUUUGGGAGAGGAUAUGCAAAAACAAGCAACCUGUUAUUGAACCUAAGGAAUCACAGCUGUUUGGCUCAGCAAUUGAAGUAAGAAAUCCUUAUUUCUCCCAUUUUUAAUUAUCUCCGUGAUCUUUUUCUCAAAGGCAUCAAAAAGUAUUCAUCAAACUUUUUGCGCCUAUAUUUCUUAAUUCAGCCUUGUGACCUUUUCUGUACUUCUGAAAGUAACUUUUUAUGAAUGGUUUCAGGAUUUUCAGGCAAAACUGCAUGACAGAUCUACUUCUGGAGCAGUUUUUUUUGCAGUAUGCCGUGGCAAGGUCCUUUUUAAACAGAUUAUUACAGAUUUCUUAUGUUUUCACACUUCGCUUGAUAUCCUUGUUGAAGCGAGCUGUGCUCCAUUAAGAUAUGCUCAAUGAAGAGCUCUAAUUGGUUAUACUUCCAAAGUAUUGUUGAAAUUCCAUCCUUUUACUCUGGGUUGCUUUUUGAAAUGGGUCCUGUAUUUAGACGUUAGAGAUGAUGGCUUCUUUGAGGAAAACCUUCAACAACCAUUUCAAAGUGUGAUAGUCCCUUUGAAUUCUGUCGUACACAUGCACUGUGCUGCAUGGCAUGCUACAUUUUCAUUUUUCGUCUAUCAUUUGGCUUUUAGAGUUUUGGUGCUUGAACCAUGAUGACACAGACCUUCAUGACUCUUGUAGUUCCUGUUCUCAGAGGCAUGAUUAAAGGAAUCGGCUAAAUCUGGAUUUCAUCCCGUCUGAAUAGUUAAAAUAGUCACCAAAUUCAGUUUGAAUCAAUUAAGGGACUGAAUCAAAGCUGAAGUCCUCCAUCUCUGGUGAGAUUGAUCAAAUUUCUGUCCUAUGCAAAAUAUCUAAAACGCAUUGGCACCACUACUGCCAUCAGAGGAAGAAUAUAUCUGGGUAGUUCGUAAUGGAGGAAAGAAUACGACAAAUAGUGUGGGAAAGUACAAAGGAAGGAUAAGAAAGCAAUGAAAAAUAGUUGGAAGCAACCUACCAAAACUGCUUUGCUAAAUGCUUUUACCUGCUUCUGAUCAUAGAUUCUCCUAAAUGUUUACAUGAUCGGCUUGUUUUAUCACAUUUGGCGUCAUCUUCUUUAUCACAUUAAAAGAAACUUUCAUCUUUAAGCCAUGUUUUUCAAGUGUGCUUCAGUUUUCGUGUAAUUUCGCAGGUAAGUGAGGGUCUUGAUUUCGCCGACCAUGCAGGGAGAGCUGUGAUUGUAACUGGAAUGCCAUUUUCCAUGAUGGCUGAUCCGAAGGUUUGAUAAUGCUGUAUAUGGAUGGCCAUAUAUUAAAUAUUCAGACUGAUCUGUGUUUCACCUUUUUCUCUGUAUUUUCUACUAACAUAUAUUUGCCAUGAUUUCUGCCAUUGGGGUGGUUUUAACAAUUCAAGUUUAACUGGUUCAUGGUCCUGGUAGGGGAUCACAAGAAAAAUGCCAAACUACUUUUGAUGACUGAAAUUUUGAAUUGCAACUUAAGCCUCGUCAUCAUGAUCUGGUACUUCUACAGAGUAUUGGAAUAAGUUAAAUGGUGUCAAUUUUAUUUUUUUUGGUGAUGAGAAAUUCCAUUUCUCAGGUUCUCAGAAGGGUUCCUUCCUGAUACAGGUCGGAACCAUCUGGGUCCACCUGCGGCUGCGUUCUUCUCUUGCUUGGAUACCUAUUUCCUUUCACUCGUGUAAUAAAAUAUUAAUAUUUAUUCAAUUAGUUAUCCUAUAGUUCUAUAGCAUACAUUACUAUUACUUAUAACAUUGAAGAGUGAGUUGACUUUCCCAUGCAUUUUGGCUUUAUACAUGGACUUAUCCCAUCUCAUAUUUUUGCUGCUUACAUGUUUCUACUUAAUUACUGUUUUACUUUGUCAAAAUACUUUUCGAAGAAAUUCCGAUAGAGCUGCUACCUUCAAAUGACACUACCCAAGCUCCAAGAGUGUUAACGAGGACUCUGAGGAUGUUAAUAUAGGAAAACUAAAUGACCGAGUGAAUGAAUAUAGGUAAUACUUCCUAUAUUGUACUAAGACAUAAUGCUCCCGGCUUCAUAUCCCAUUUUUCCUGGUAUCACUUGCCCAGCACCACUGUGCUGCAGUGGUAUAGGUUCAAGAUAAUUAUUUUAAAUUUCCAAAGAUGAUUAAUGUGUCUUGGCACAGCCAGUUUUUUUUUUUUUUGGUAGGAAGUUCUGUGGAGAACUUCCGUUUUCUCUCUUUCAAUCCUUUUCUCCCUAUUUUAUGAAUAAGAACCAUCGGCAUCAAGUCUAUGUUAUGGACGAUUCUUUAUGUCGUUUUCGGAUAUGGUAAUGUAAAACAUGUUUAUGGUGCAGAGGAACGGCAGAUUCAGAGAGAGUUGAUUCUGUUUUCAGUAUUUUUCUUGUCUAUAAGUCGCCAUGCUUUUCCUGCGGCUAGAGAGCUGCCAUUCCGAGAGAGUUGCCAUAUUUUCUGUGCUCAAUAUUUUCCUAUGGAUUAUUGAGUUUAUAUAGAUUUUUUUUCAAAUGAAGAGUUUCAUUUCUGGAAAGGAACGGGAUAUGGAGCCCAGGAUAUUUUAUCGUUAUGUUUUCUUAUGCCCUUUUAAUUGUCAUAACUAAAAUACCUUAUAGACUGGAUUUUGUCUUGGUUAUUUUUUACUGAAUAAUUUCUUUAGAUGAUUUUAUUUUCAAAUUUUUUACUUGGCUGCCUCAUCAAUAUCUACUAGAUUCGUCUCAAGCGGGAUUUCUUAGACCAUCGAGCUUCGUUACAGAAGAAAGGCCAAAAGGUAAAAAACAGUUCAAUUUUAUCUGGAUUAGGCUGUAAUUAUAGUUCUUGUGCAGCAAUGCCGUUUCACUGUCUGAUGCAGCCACGAAUAAGAUAAAUGUAAAUGGUGUUCAAGUUUUGCCUUCCUUCAUUUUGAACCUUCCGGAUGCUUUUGUUAAUGUUUCAAAUAAACUUUGUCACCUCUUCUGUAUAGCUUAAAUUACAGUUCAAUAAUUUUCAGUCUCUCACGGGGGAGGAAUGGUAUGUUCAACAAGCAACACGAGCUGUGAAUCAGGCCAUUGGCCGUGUCAUCCGUCAUCGCCAUGAUUAUGGAGCAAUCAUUUUCUGUGAUGAAAGGUGUAAUACUAUGCAUUUCUUUUCACCAUCCUCUAUGUAUUCAUUUAAUUGGAUAUGAAUCUAUUUUAAUGGAGCUAUCUGGAAACAGUUUUAUUGUCCUUAUCAAAUGAUCUUUUAGAGUCAUCUUAGUAACAUGUACUAGGAACUUUCUAGCUUCCCUUUUCAAUCCGUAAAAUUAACUGAUACUCUAACGAUUCUUCCCGCACUACCUGUCGUUGCUUUUGUGAACACCAUGUGUCACCAGGGCUAUUGCAAUAGAGGAUUGAAAAUGGGAGGAAAGCAGGCAUGCUGAACCCUGCGGUCACAUAUUUGUACUAUAAAAAGCUCCCCAACUUUUUCCUGCCUGUGAAUAUGAUAACUAUUGUAAAGAUGCACAUAAUUGUGAAAUACUAAUUAUCCAUUUUUUGUAUCGAAAUAUUUAAUUUAUUUCCGUGAUGUUUUAAAGUUUCAAUAAUAUAAUUUUAUUAUUAUUUCGAACGCAAGGCGAAUGUUAUGAUGAAGAUAUUCUGUUAAAUAAACGGGGAGUAUCACAUGAACAAGGUUCUGUCGACCAGAAAACACAUUAUUAGGUAACGAAAGGUUUCUUGUGUAAUCCAUGGUAAGGAGUGACUUGAAAGGAUGAAAUCUUGCAUCCUCUGCAUACUUGUCUCUGCAUCAUGAACAAUGUGGCCGAUUUUUAUGGGGAUGAUGAGAGAGUUACAAGAAUUGUCCAUGUUUAAUUGAGUCUAGAUGCUUGAUCUAGGUGUCAACAAUGAUAUACGUGCAGAUAUACAUCUAGUCUCUGAUCUGGUUUAAAUAUAUUAACCACAGGCAUAAAAUAUGAAUAUAUUAACACGGUUUGCGUACCUGUACUCCAAUACAUUUUUCAGCGGGGAAAAGACGAUUCAAAGGAAAAAAACUAUAUCAGAAAUGUCGUCGAAAUGAAGAUUGAAUGUUAUGGUGUCAAUUAUCUUUUUUUUUAAAAAUGAGCCAACCUCGACCAUGCUGUAUUAACUCUGAUGGACGUACUCAUUUUCCAUGGUUACUUUUGCCUUAAUUCGUAGUAAUUGAUCUGUCUUGUUUCUUAUCCAAGUAUGUUGUGGUUGUGUAGGUUUGCACAGAGAUCUCAUCAAGAAAAAAUGUCGCUCUGGCUCCAGCCACAUGUCAAGGUGCUGAAUCUAUGUAAACUAUGUCUUGACGUUCUUGAUAUGGAGCGAUCUCUUGCUAACCAUGCUUCUGCUGUUCUAGACAUAUUCCAAGUAUGGGGAUGUGGUGUUUACGUUGACUGGGUUUUUCCGUGACCAAGUUUCCUGUGAGAAAGUCGAGGGAAAGUUGAAAGAUGAAUUGAUAACAGGUAAUAUAUGAUUCUAUCUAUUUUUUAAUUCCGAAAUCGAUAGGUAAAAAAAUUAGUACCUUUUAUUAGGCUCCUGGUGCCCCAUUUAGAAUGGAUAAUGUCGACACGAAGGUGCUUAAUUUUAUCAAACUUGCCAGGCGUUGUUAUAAAUUAUAUGCAAAUAACUGGUUGACUAGGAAUGUGGUCUCCAUAAUUUUUUGGUACUCAUUUCUGGCUGUCAAAGUCAAUCUAGCAUAGAAUCUUCACCAACAGAUGAUACUCCGUGUAUGAAAAUGGAAUAACGAUAUACAUAGAAUUAAAAUUUAGAAUUAAAUUGCAAGUAGAUAUUAAAUUAGUCAAACACGAAAAAUGAAAUGUUCUUGGAGCUGAUGCUUACCGUUUGUCGUUUCUUAUUUCUAACAGACAUAUGUGUUGAUGAAAUAGAAGUAAAGAAAAAUUAAUUUUAAUCAAUUAUUGUUCUCCAAUGUGGAAUUGUAAUGCAGAUAAUGUUCGUGGAAAGGAGACAGAGAAGCCAGGGAGGAAGAACCUACACUCUUGUAUAGAGAGUGUUCUUGGGAAGGAAAUAGAUCACCCGAAUGAAAAUCUGAUUCUGCCACAACGGAUGGUACAUCUUCGUUUGUUCCUACUUUUUUGCUUCAAUUGAUGGCUUUGACUAACUCCAUUUUUCGACUAAACUUUCCUUUGUAUUCUUCCAAAUCUUUUUUCUUGGCAGAUUAACACCAGCAAUGAAGAUUCUGAGAGGCGGCAAUCUUCAGCUUUUGAAACUACCAGAGGAAUACCGCAAAUCUUCAGCAACGAAUGAAUAUCCGUUGACUCCAUAGAAGGAAUACUUCCCGCAAAUAGGUCAACUCUUAGUAGCAUAACUGACAUGGGGAAGAAAUCCGGAGGCGGUAAAAAAUCCCUUUCUGUUGAUCACAAGAGAAAAGUUCUUGAAGAUGACCAGUGCAAGGUGGUUGACUGGACCGCUGACCCCAUAGCAGCGGAGAGAAAAAGUAGUAAGACCAAAGUGACGGCUCCCAGUUCUUUGGAAAGUUAUGUAUCAUCUGAAGCUGAUCCCCAUUCAGAGCAAGCUUCAGGAUUUCCGCCUAGACGUUACCCUCUCUCGAGCAGUUCAGAUAAACAGCAAAUCGGACCAUUUUCAUCUGAGGGUGAUGACAGGUGUGACAGCAGCAGACGCUAUGAAUGCCGUCAACCAGGGCUGGGCAUGCAUCUAGUGAUGAUCUGACGAGAAGAAAGUCUCACGUUCAGUCACAUCCGCAGAAGGACGGUUCCUCCGAGCAGACAAGAGGGUCUGCUUUCCUCGUGAAGGUGCGCUUCUGUUUCUCUAUUUUUGCCAUUUUCUGCAAGUCAACUGGGUCAUCUCUGCUGAAGACCCUGCCCAUUUUAGCCAUCUAUCUGCAGCCCUGUGUGCUCAGCAUUUUAGCUUUAGUCCUCGUUAUAGGAAGAUUGGUAUCCUUGCCAUAUCUCCUAGCCCGGCAGAAGGGAAGGUGGGUUUUCAGAGGGCUAGGUUGAGCUGGACUGUUGACUUUUUCAGGUCAAACAGAAGCUCACCGAGGCCGAAUACAGGGAGUUUGUCGGUCUCAUGAAGGCACUGAAGCUGAAAACGAUGAAAAUAGUACCGGUCUUGGAAUCAAUUGCGAGAUUAUUUUCUGUGCCCGACAGGCUCCCUCUUCUCCAAAGGUACGCAACCUCUGUGUAAUUCUCUGUCUCAAAGUCAGCGUUAAUGGGGCCAGCUGCUAUCAAAGUCGUUGACUAAUGGGCAUGCUCGUCAACAGCUUCAGAGAUUACGUUCCUCCAAAGUACAAGCCUUUUUACGAGAAGCAUCUCGUGGGCCUCAAUGUGACGAACGACUCACAAAUUGCUUGAUUCUUCUAAACGCUGGGAAGGUACUGAAUCUUAUUCGGGGAUAUAAUCUUUAAAAUACGAAUAAAUAUGCUUCUUACCAUGCUUUUUGUGGAUUAUUUUAAUGAAAUAAAUCUCUUCGAAGGACUUUGUGAUGUAUAAAUCUCUAUGCUUUCUGUUUCCUGCAAACCACCACAGCGUAAUGAUUCUGCGAACCAGCAGAAUAUUAUUUUUUAUAAAUAUUUUUCCUAUUUAAAGACAACCGCGGGUCAACUGUAUCUGAAGAUAUUAAAUAUAUAUAUAUAUAUAUAUUUAUACCCUGAUUAUUAUAUCUUUGUGCAGAUGGACCAGAUCCAGUUGCAUAAACACCCCCGGUUGGUUCCUUCCUCGGAUUAUUUUCUGCGACCAUUAGAUAAAGCACGGAUUCUGUCCUGUAUAUUCCACAUGAUGAUGCGGAUGAACUAUAUAGAAAAUUUGUUUAUUUCUUCAAUGGGUAAAUACGAGGUGAUUUAAAUUUUAUUGGGUUUUUUAGCAAAUGGCGAGGAUUAGUUCGUGGGAUGAAUGUCUGACACUGCUCUAACCGCAGGCCUCCGUCUUCUGCACUGGCUAAGUAGCUCUCGCUGGACGGCCAUGAACACCAGGCUGCGGCAAAUAUAGGAGCAUAGUAUGCUUGAUUUAUUUUUCAUGGUAAGAAAUGAAAUAUAUAUUUUUUUCAUUCAUAUUUGGUGUACUGACAUUCAUUCGAAUUGGGCAUCGUGCCUGCGGUUAAUAGGAUGCCAAAAUGUGCUUAUAUGAUAUAAUUGGCUGUUAAUGGGCUGGUACGGCCGAAGCCCAACCUAAAUAUAUUUUGGGCCAGGCCUGGGCCCGUCCCUCUCUCUCUCUCUCUCUCUCUCUCUCUCUCUCUCGCAAUGCGAUCAUAUGCCGAGGGAAAGUUGGGAAGAUGAGCGGCGAACAAAUGAAUUUAUGUCACGAUAUAUAGAAGAAAAAAGUAUAAGACGGGGCGAGAGGCGCCACCGGCAUCUAUCUAUCUACUCUCCAUUCCCUCCCGCCUCCGCGGGUGAUCAGUGGACGAGGUACGUCACGAGCAGCGCCACCAGCAUCAGCGCGCAAGCGAUCCCCUGGUCGACAGCGUAGGCGUCGCUCGUCGGGGGGCUCGCCGACGGGGGAGCGGCGGCGUUCUGAGCGAACGACGGGAGGAUGACGGAGAGAAAGAGCGAGGCGACGAGGAGAAGCGCGUGGAAUCCUGCGAACCUCAUUCUCCGUCUGCUGCUGGGCGAGGAAAUUCCGAUCGCCGCCGCACCGAUCCGCUCUGCUCCGCCGCAGAUCGCUGAAGGCGAGGUGGAGAAGACUAG